ACUGGGCGUCCGGCUAAGGCCGGGGACCCAGGGUGGUGGGCGGGGUGUCCCGCCCGCCUGUGGACCCCGCGCAGUAACUGCGAACAUUUCGCUUUCAUUUUGGGCCGAGCUGGAGGCGGCGGGGCCGUCCCGGAACGGCUGCGGCCGGGCACCCCGGGAGUUAAUCCGAAAGCGCCGCAAGCCCCGCGGGCCGGCCGCACCGCACGUGUCACCGAGAAGCUGAUGUAGAGAGAGACACAGAAAGAGACAGAAAGCAAGAGACCAGAGUCCCGGGAAAGUCCUGCCGCGCCUCGGGACAAUUAUAAAAAUGUGGCCCCCUGGGUCAGCCUCCCAGCCACCGCCCUCACCUGCCGCGGCCACAGGUCUGCAUCCAGCGGCUCGCCCAGUGUCCCUGCAGUGCCGGCUCAGCAUGUGUCCAGCGCGCAGCCUCCUCCUUGUGGCUACCCUGGUCCUCCUGGACCACCUCAGUUUGGCCAGAAACCUCCCCGUGGCCACCCCAGACCCAGGAAUGUUCCCGUGCCUUCACCACUCCCAAAACCUGCUGAGGGCCGUCAGCAACAUGCUCCAGAAGGCCAGACAAACUCUAGAAUUUUACCCUUGCACUUCUGAAGAGAUUGAUCAUGAAGAUAUCACAAAAGAUAAAACCAGCACAGUGGAGGCCUGUUUACCAUUGGAAUUAACCAAGAAUGAGAGUUGCCUAAAUUCCAGAGAGACCUCUAUCAUAACUAAUGGGAGUUGCCUGGCCUCCAGAAAGACCUCUUUUAUGAUGGCCCUGUGCCUUAGUAGUAUUUAUGAAGACUUGAAGAUGUACCAGGUGGAGUUCAAGACCAUGAAUGCAAAGCUUCUGAUGGAUCCUAAGAGGCAGAUCUUUCUAGAUCAAAACAUGCUGGCAGUUAUUGACGAGCUGAUGCAGGCUCCAGGACGUGCUCCAGGAUGUGCAUGCAAGGGGCCAGUUUGCAUAUCUGCAAAUAUUGCUGGGAAACAAGCAAGAUUGGUGCCUGAUUAUGACCCAUUGUGAACCAAAAUGUGAACCAAAUAAAAGAAUGACCUAUCAUCUGGGGCAUCUAUAAUGUUAUUCAUAGGCAAGAACUUGCUUUGUUAUGUUCUGAAUCACCAUAACACAGAUGCUAAUAUAAAACAAAUAUUUAUAUAAGCGAGGGUGACUGCUUUGGUGACAAGGACAUGGGAUAAAAAUAUGGUGGCAGAAAUCAUUGUCUGAAAAGUAAUUGUUUUACUUUUAUUCUUUUCGUGUGUGUGUGUGUGUGUGUGUGCAUGUGCCAGAUUUCUUGUUUGAAAGGCAAUGAGCUUCAUCCAAGUAUCAAAGAAUGUUAGCAUCUAGAGAGCUGUAGUUGCUAUUUCAUUUUUAGGACCAAGAGUUGGGUGAUUUGGGUGCUAGAAUCAAUUCUACCAGUAACCAGACAACUAUUCCCAAGUCACUUAACCCCUCUGUGCCUCAGUUUCCUCCAGUAUAAAAUGGGGUGACUUUAUUCUAGCUUUCUUUUAGACUUUUUGUGAGGAACAUAUGAAAGUAUUUAUUCAUCAAGGGUGCAAAUGUAAGGUUUUAUAUUCUGUUAUCAAAUCAAAGUGCUAAACUUGGGAAAUUCAUUGCCAGGUUUAUCUGACACAAAUGGCAUGUCUUCAGUAAACAGGCCUAUUACUGAUAGUGAGUUCUGAUCAAUAGCAAUCCAUCACCUCCCUGUGCUAAACAGAAGUGGGUUUUUUAAAUGUAACAUAUAUAAAAUUAAUUAGAUAUUGCAGCAGAUGUCAUUUUAAAGGAACUGUUUCUUUCUAAGACACAACUCCCACUGACGAUUUUUUCUAAAUAGUUUUAAGGGUCUUUUCAGAGCUCAUUGAAGAUGCAUGUGCUUGGAAAAUGAGUAUUUCUUUUCUCAGGUUCUGCCUGGUGAUCUGGCUGAGAGUAGAUUUGGACUGGGUUUAGGAGUGGCAUAAGGGACUGAGUUGCAGGCUCCGAGACAUGUACUGGCUCCACUCAUUUUUAUGAAUGAAUAUUUGAAUUUUGGAAUACCAUGUAAGUCAUGCUUACUGUUCA
Molecule: messenger RNA, 2050 nt
Organism: Gorilla gorilla gorilla (western lowland gorilla)
Lineage: Eukaryota; Metazoa; Chordata; Mammalia; Primates; Hominidae
Gene: IL12A
Product: interleukin 12A
Exons: 7
Coding region: 308-1018 (236 amino acids)
Biological process (GO): immune response
Cellular component (GO): extracellular region
Molecular function (GO): interleukin-12 receptor binding; growth factor activity
Source: RefSeq, a predicted model, not a curated record